AUGAGCGAAAAUGCCCCUCGACCGGGACGGCGGCAAAUAGGGGGACGAGGACGAUCGACGAGCGCUUUUGGUGACUUUGAGAGCGCGGGGAGUAGUGCCGAUGGUGAAGAAGAAGAAGGCUUUGAAGAGGAAGACUGGGAGGAGGACGAAGAGUGCGACCACCGCCGAGAAGACGAGAAGAGCGAGAACGAGAUCGACGACCAGAGCGGCUUCUCCCAACCUUCGCCUACGUCGCAAAGAGUGACGUUUUCGUUCGGCGCGAACGACGCGAGAUUUUCUCGCAACGACUGGCGAAGACACGGGAUGGUGCACUUACUCGCGUGCGCUUUUAUGAACAUUUUCUGUUUAGGCGUGUAUGGGGUGUUGCAAGAACGAGUGAUGACGAUUCCGUACGAGAGCAGUAAGAACGACGAUGAAUCGGGGACGUAUUAUCCGGACGCUAUAUUUACGAGUUCGAUUUUUUUGGUGCUGAGUAAUCGGAUUUGCGCGCUGUUCGUCGGCGGGGUGGCGCUUUUUUACACUUCCUCGACGAAAGCGAGUGGUCAUCAUCAUCAUCAUCAUCAUCGUCAUCGUUUCAAGAGAGAGAAGUAUUGGUGGUGGCCAGAUUCGAGUUUGGAGAACUACGCGUGCGUGGCGUUUUCAAACUUAAUGAGCACGUUGUGCCAAUACGAAGUUUUGAAGUAUUUGAGUUACGCGAUUAGUACUUUAGCGAAAGCGGCGAAGAUUUUACCGACUAUGUUUUGGGGGUUCAUUUUACACGGAAGACGGUUUCGAACGAACCAGUAUUUAUCUGCCAUGGUAGUCACCGUCGGGUGUUUCGUGUUUGUCUUCAACUCGUCGUUAGCGGCGAAGUAUGCGAGCGAAGGCAUGACGACGGAGGAGGAGGAAGAGGACGAGAUUGGUGCUACUACAAUCGACCGGGACGAGAAAGGGUACGUUAAUGUGUACUCGAAUAACAACAGACUCUACGACAGGAACGAUGUUAACGACGAGGAUCAAGGAGUGAUUUCGGAAGAUCCCAUCGUUUCCGCCAUUUUCAAAGAAGAGAACGACAUAAACGCGGCGUUUUGGAAGAAACGCGCGUUAGUCAGGCGCUCCUCUUUCCAACGCGCGAUUGGUACUUUUCGUUCCUUAGCUCGAGACUCCAUUUUUAUCGGCGUGUGCAUAACGCUCGUUUACCUCGCCGCAGAUGGGUUUACCAGUUCAUUUCAGCAAAGAAUGUUUCGCGUGCAAAAGACAUCCCUGUUCGAUCAAAUGUUUUGGACGUGCGUUUUUGGGACGUUUUUCAGCGCCUCGUGGGUCGUCCUUUCCGGGCAGUUGGAAUACGCGGUUUUAUUCUUACAUCGGUACCCGAAAAUAAUACCGGACAUAAUUUAUUUAUCCAUGGCGUCAGCAUUAGCGCAGGUGUCAAUCACGUACACUAUUCGCGCGUUUGGUGCGGUCACGUUGGCGUCUGUAAUGACCGUUCGACAAGUCGUUUCGAUUUCAUUGAACGCGUUCCUGUUUCACGAACCGUUGGUCGCUUUACAAUGGGUAGGUUUGAGUUUAAUUUUACUCCCGGUCUUUUUCGGAGGCGCCGGGUAUAAGAAAGAGUUGGAAACAAGAAACACGUCGGCCGGGAUGAAACGAAGAACUGGUGGUGGAGAAGGAGAGGAAGAAGGCGCUUUGGCGGGAUCGAGGACGACAAAUAUGACGAGCGUGCUCAUCGACCACGGCAACCAUCACCACACGCGCCGGCUCAGAGGUGGCAAAGUUACUCACAAGAACGAGGACGUCGUGUAA
Molecule: messenger RNA, 1782 nt
Organism: Bathycoccus prasinos
Lineage: Eukaryota; Viridiplantae; Chlorophyta; Mamiellophyceae; Mamiellales; Bathycoccaceae
Exons: 1
Coding region: 1-1782 (593 amino acids)
Biological process (GO): transmembrane transport
Cellular component (GO): Golgi membrane; endoplasmic reticulum membrane
Molecular function (GO): 3'-phosphoadenosine 5'-phosphosulfate transmembrane transporter activity
Source: RefSeq, a predicted model, not a curated record